This is a messenger RNA of Corythoichthys intestinalis (scribbled pipefish), 1932 nucleotides long. RefSeq names its product pdgfa associated protein 1b (gene pdap1b). Lineage: Eukaryota; Metazoa; Chordata; Actinopteri; Syngnathiformes; Syngnathidae. Gene Ontology annotation, cellular component: cytosol. The transcript is spliced from 6 exons. Bases 190 to 720 code for a protein of 176 amino acids. Gene Ontology annotation, molecular function: RNA binding. The record is from RefSeq and is a predicted model, not a curated record.
AAUGGCUUGAGAUAACUCCGACACGUUAUUUAAUUUUUAAAAACAUUUGAACAGGCAUAUCCACGGCUGCCAACUAUUGCUGGGUUGUGUUGCUCCGAGUUUAGCCAGCUGUCAGCCGUUUUCGGCCUUACUUGUUUUAUCUGUUUUUAUUGUCUGUCACCUAUUGCUACAUAGUAUUUGUUCAUCAAAAUGCCCAAAGGAGGUAGGAAGGGUGGCCACAAGGGUCGCAUGCGUACCUACACAAGUCCAGAGGAGAUCGACGCCCAGAUGAAGGCGGAGAAGGAGAGGAAGACGGAUGAGGAUGAGGGUGCAGCUCAGACUGACAUAACAGAGAAGCUACAGGCAUCGGGAUCAGAUGACAGUGAUGAUGAGGGUUCACAGAGAAAAAGAGUAGGUGUAGAGGGCUUGAUAGAAAUAGAGAACCCCAACAGAAUCGCUCAGAAGUCCAAGAAAGUGACGCACAUCGAGUUGGAUGAGCCCAAGCAAUUAUCGAGGAGAGAAAGAGAGGAAAUUGAGAAGCAGAAAGCAAAAGAGCGUUACAUGAAGAUGCAUUUAGCAGGGAAGACGGAUCAGGCCAAAGCUGAUCUCGCCCGCCUCGCCAUCAUCAAGAAACAGAGAGAGGAAGCGGCGAGAAAGAAAGAGGAAGAGAAAAAAGCAAGAGAGGCGAGAGAAGCAGCAGCAGCGGCAGCUAAAGGAUUAAACUCCCUUUCACUAAAAUGAUGCGAAGUAUUCAUCGGAACCAUUUCUCCACUUGUAUGGACUGAGGCAAUAUGAAAUAGACUUAAAAAGAAAAAAACUGCUAUGGAGAGUAUUCACCUUACCACUGGAAUAAUGGCUUGGAUUGGUAGAGCUGCAGUUGGAUCACAUACAAUUGGAAUGAAGUUAUGAGCUUUUACUUGAUAUGAAUCCAAUCAGACUGAUCAUUUUGCAAUGUCCCCUUGGUUUAUUGAACAUUCGAGCUGUUUCGUCUGAAUUUUACACUGUACAUAACCAAAUCAUUAAAGUAUUUCACACUAAUGUGAUGAAAACGUUACAACAUGCAUUAUUUAGUAUUUAAAAUAGAGUAUUUUGCCACACACAUUAUUGAAGCGGCAUGGCGCUUCAGUGGCUGGCACACCCACCUCACGGUUGUGUGAGCAAGGGCUCAAUCCGGCUUUCCUGUGUGGAGUUAGCAUAUUCUUCUUGUGCCUACGUGGGUUUUCUCUGGGUACUCAGGCUUCUUCCCGCAUCCUAAAGACCUGAAUCGAUAGCUGAUUGAACACCAGAGGUGGGUAGAGUAGCCAAAAUUUGACUCAAGUAAGAGGAGCGUUACUUUAAAUAAAAUUACUCAAGUAAAAGUAGUCAUCAAAAAAAUGUACUCAAGUACAAGUAAAGUUUUUGGUGAAAAGAAAUAAAGUAAUCGGUAACAUUGUGAGUAGCUGCUUAUGAUGUUUGAUUAUAUGUAUUUUUAAACAACGGUGCUUUUUUUUUCUCAGCACAAGAUUAUCUCUACCAACUGUUGUUUUUAUACUGCACUAUAACCUAUUACAGAACCACAUUGAGCCAAAGAAAUAAAAAAAAAAAAAAAAAAAGAACAUUGAAUUCUGGUGAAAGAAAAAAAAAAUACACAAAUAAAGCGCCAUUCGUCCAAAGAGCAUGAGUGCCUUCUAGUGGAGAAAAUAUAUUUCCUAUUAGAAAAUAAAAAGGAUCAUAUUUUUCGGUUUUCCGUGGUCAGUCGGUGCCAAAUAAAUACUUGGAGAGAGGUUAAAAUUUGCGCUUUCGAGUCAUGUUGACGGCAGCGCUCUAUGUCAAAUACUCAAAUUUUUUACGGUGCUUUAAUGUAGAGAUCGACCGAUAUGGGUUUUUCAGGACGGAUACCGAUUAUUAGUAGUUAGAGGGGCUGAUAACCGAUUUUUGGAGCAGAUAUUCAUUUGCAGUAUACAGUAUAUCACA